AUGUCUUUUUUACUCUUCAGCCGCAUCCGAACCCAAAACUUGUGCUUCCGGUUUCUGAGGCGUCACAUCACAUCCUCCUUCUCCGCAGUGCCAUACCCACUUGGAAGAAGAGAUCCUGAUUCUCUCCCACUCUCACUUACUCAAAAGCUUGAUCCCGGAGAAAUCCACCUUAUCGACGACCGCCCGAUUUCCUUACGUUACAGAGUCGAGGCACUUGUGGAGCUGUCCAACUUAGACGACGCCGCCCGUAUCUCUCGCUUCGUUGUAUUCGACAGAUUCCGCAACGACGGCGCCAUUGUGCCUUGCAACGCCAUCAUCGACGCUAUGUGCCGCUCCAAACAGUACGAGGAUGCCAUAGCACUCUUCCAUUACUUUUUCAACAAGUCUAACAUAGUCCCCAACACCUUCUCCUUCAACCUCAUCAUCAAAGCUCACUGUGAUCAAGGCCACGUCGACGACGCCCUUGAGAUUUACCGCCACUUUACAGCCUUUUCUUCUCCCGACAGCGACACGCACAGGCUGCUGGCUCAAGGGCUUAUUCAGUCCGGGAGGAUUGAUGAAGCCGAGUUUUUAGCCACGUCUUUGUCUGUUGUUGAUUGGAAGGUCCACAACGUUCUGAUUCGCGGCUUCUUGGAUCUUGGAAACUACGACAGGGCUCAUCAGCUCUUUGCCCAAGUUAAGGAUGCAGACGGGAUUGCCUUUGUGAGUUGCACCUUCUUGGACUACUGGUUUGAGCAAGGGAACGAAGAUGAUGAAGAAAAAGCUAUGCGUUACUUACCUGGUAAGGUUGUUGAAUCAGUGUCUGGCAAUAAGCUUGUGGAAAUUUUGUUCAAGCAUGGUCAGGCAGAUUUUGGUUGGGCAUAUUUCAAGGGCAUGUUAGAAGAAAGAAUCUUUGAUUCAGAGACCAUCAACAUAGGGGUCAACGAGUAUUUCAAGCACGGCCAGUUUUGUGAGGCUCUCGAGACCUUUAAAAUGUGCCCUCCUGAAAUCAUGCGUGGAUCCUAUAGCAACAUCAUCGCCAGGUUCUGCGAACGUGGAAUGUCCUCCGAGGCAGAGUCUCUACUUGCGGAAAUCACCUCAUCACCAGAGGUUGCCAUAUUUAGAGCACUGAUCGAUGCUUACGUUAGGGCAGGAAGAGUGGAUGAUUCUUUCCGUAUCUUCAACAAGAUGAUUGCUGCAUGCCUACGCAACGUUGCUAUCCAUCAUGCCCCUUGAAACCCCCCGCCCUAUAUUCUUACUACUCUUUACUUUUAUCUAUUACUUACUCACUAUUUGUGUUUCUUUUCCAACGGUUAGUAUCUAUUCUUUAAUGUGUUUCCAUAACCUGGCUUGUGCAAGUAGCUUUUGAAUUGUCUAUAACCAUUUGAGUAUAGGCUUUGGUUAUGGUCUAAGUAAAGACACAUCUCUAUUUUUGUUUUUGUUUUUUUUUUGUUCAAGACACACAUCUAUCAGUUGUGUAGCCUUUUCCCAUACUAUUUGCGGCUUGUAUUUAUGCUUCUUCCCCACGUACGUUUGGUUCUUGUUAUUAUUAUUUUUUCUUGGUAACAAAGUGAAACCUCUCUCACUAAUUCGUGGUUUAUUUUAGAUCAUUGGCCUAAGGAAGUCUACGGAGAAGAAAACUUUCUCCUCUUGGAAGAUGAAGAAUAAGACUAUACGGAGUAGACGAAAGCUCUUUUUCUUUUGGUUCUGGAUGUUAAAACUAAAUAUGCAACAUUGCACGUGAGAACAUUAGCACAUAUUUUACAUGCUCUCACGAGUAGAAACAGAUAUCGAUAAACAUUUUAUUUUUAUUAUAGUGAAAUCCCGACGAGUGUUGUAUACAUAACUCC
This is a messenger RNA of Eutrema salsugineum, 1829 nucleotides long. RefSeq names its product pentatricopeptide repeat-containing protein At3g60960, mitochondrial. Gene Ontology annotation, molecular function: protein binding. The coding region runs from base 1 to 1215 and encodes 404 amino acids. NCBI's taxonomy places the organism in Eukaryota, Viridiplantae, Streptophyta, Magnoliopsida, Brassicales, Brassicaceae. The record is from RefSeq and is a predicted model, not a curated record. Gene Ontology annotation, cellular component: chloroplast. The transcript has a single exon.